GGCUGUCGCGGGCAGUCUAGUCAGGUGUUUCUGAAAGCGAACAUUAGGAAAAGUUUUAUCGAAACUACGUGGUAUUUUUCCUUAUUGAUAAAUAAAGACACAACAGCAUCAUGCUCAGACGGAUAUUACAAAUGACUCCUGGGAAGGGAGGCUCCCAGAGCUCUGAGUCAGAGCCUCCAUCUGCAGACCUGAACAGCGAGCAGACGUCUGAGGGUUUCAUAUGCCCUCAGUGCAUGAAAUCCCAUAACUCGGCAGAGGAACUGUUCAAGCACUAUGAGGUUUACCACGAGUCUGCAGAUCAGCCCUCACCCUGGGCCUCUGGAAGGGAGGACAUGGUGCUGCUCAGACAGGAGGUGCAGGACCUGCAGGUCUCGCUGAAGGAAGAGCGGUGGUUCUCUGGAGAGCUGAAGAAGGAGCUAGACAAAGUUCAAGGGCAGCUGAAGCAAGGUGAUGGCCAACCUGGUUCAGAGGAUUCAGCCCUGGAGAUUAAGCUCAACGAGGCGGAGACGGAGAAGUUCAACAUCAAACAGAUGAAGGACCUGUUCGAACAGAAAGCUGCCCAGCUGGCCACGGAGAUAGUAGACAUCAAGUCGCGCUACGAUGAAGAGAAGAGCUUACGCGAGGCAGCCGACCAGCGCGCCUCCAGUCUGAGCCAGGAGCUGCAGAGAGAGAAGCAGGAGAAGGAUGAGCUCAACACUGAGCUGCUCCAGCGUCCGGGCCAGGAGGACGUGGAGGUGCUGAAGAAGGAGCUGGUGCAGGUGCAGACGUUGAUGGACAGCAUGACGCGCGAGCGUGAGGACGAGUCCGAGCGCCUGAAGAGCCAAUACGACGAGCUCCUCGCCAACCACACUACCUCAGAGAAAACCAUCUCCCAGCUGAAGGCUGAGCUGGAGAAGGGGCCCCAGGAGGCUGCUGUGUACACCCAACAGAUUCAUGAGCUUCAGAGCAACCUCAACAACCUCCAGCAGCAGAAUCAGAACCUGUCGGAGCGGCUGAGCAAGCGGGAGCGCGAGAGCCAGCAGCUGGAGGAGAGCGUGUCCGAGGGCCAGGCCUCGCUGCGGACCCUUCAGGCCCAGCUGCAGCAGCGCCACCUGGAGGCGCAGGAGGCGUCAGCACGGGCCGCCCAGGCGGAGGCGGCUCUGGGCCGGACUCAGGCCGAGCUGGGCGAGCGCGGGGAUGAGGCGGCGCGGCUGAAGCGCGAGGUCGGCCAGCUGGAGCAACAGCAGCAGGAGCUGAAGGCCGAGAGGAAACAGCUGCAGCAGCAGCGCGAAGAGAAGGAGAGCCAGGGAGCGCAGCAGCAGAGCCAGAUCAGCCAGAUGCACGCUAAGCUGCUGGAGGCGGAGCGUCAGCUGGGGGAGCUGCAGGGCCGUCUGAAGGAGCAGCGGCAGCUCUCCGGCGAGAAGCUGAAGGACCGCGAGCAGCAGGCCGCCGACCUGCAGCUCAAACUGGCCCGCUCCGAGGAGCAGCUGAAGGAGAAUGCUACUAAGACCACAGAGCUGCAGCACCAGCUGGAGAAGGCCAAACAACAGCACCAGGAGCUGCAGACGCUCCAGCAGAGCACCAACAGCAAGCUGAGGGAGGCCCAGAAUGACCUGGAGCAGGUCCUGCGUCAGAUCGGGGACAAGGACCAGAAGACCCAGAACCUGGAGGCCCUGCUGCAGAAGAGCCGUGACAGCGUGAGCCAGCUGGAGGCCGAGAGGGAGGACCUGUGUGCCAAGAUCCAGGCUGGCCAGGGCGAGACGGCCCUCCUCAACCAGCUGCAGGAGAAGAACCACACGCUGCAGGAGCAGAUGGGGCACCUGACGGAGAAGCUGAAGAACCAGUCGGAGAGCCACAAGCAGGCGCAGGACAACCUGCACGAGCAGGUGCAGGAGCAGAAGACGGCCAUGCGCACGCUGCAGGACCGCUGCCAGGCGCUCGACAGCGCCAACGGGGAGCUCACCUCGCAGCUCGGGGACAGCCGCGAGAGGGUCGCCCAGCUGGACACGCAGCUGAAAGCCAAGACAGAGAUGCUGCUGUCGGCUGAGGCGGCCAAGAACGCCCAGAGAGCCGACCUCCAGAACCACCUGGAGACGGCCCAGCAUGCACUGCAGGACAAGCAGCAGGAGCUGAGUAAGAGCCAGGUGCAGCUGGAGGAGCAAGGACAGCGGCUGCAGGAGAAGCAGGAGCACUGUGUCCAGCUGGAGGCCGGCCUCAAGGAGACCAAGGACAAGCUGCUGACCUCCGACCAGCUCACUGACGCCCUACAGGCCCAGGUUAAGAAAGCGGAGCAGGAGCUGUCGGAGCUGCGCUCGUGGCAGGAGCAGGCGCAGCAGGGCCAGCAGAAGCUGACGCAGCAGGUGGCAGAGCUGGACGGGAAGAGCAAAGAGCUGGGACGCCUCCUCGGAGAGGAGAAGCAACGUGCUGUGUCCCUGCAGGAGGAGCUCCAGAAGCGCUCCUCGGCCCUCUCCGAGGCACGGCAGCAGCUGGACGGCAGCCAGCAGGAGCGCGCCGGCUUGCAGGCCCGCCUGGACUCCCUCACCCAGGAGGGGCAGGCGCGGCAGGCCGAGCUGGACAAGAAAGCCCAGGGCCUGGCCGCCGACCUCCAGAAGGCCCAGCAGCAGAAGGAGGCCCAGGCCAAGGAGCUGGCCAAGACCAAGGAGGGCCUGGCCAAGGCCUCCAAGGCCCUGAAGGAGAGCCAGAGCCAGCUGGACAAGGAGAAGAAGAGCCUGGAGGCCAGCCUCAGUGAAAAGGAGCAGGCUCACCAGAAGGCCAUGCAGCAGCUUCAGAAAACUGCUGAUACCACAGCCAAGGAGCUGACAGAUGUCAAGACUCAACUUCAGAAGUUGACCGAGGCAGAGAAGGGGCUGAAGUCACAGGUGGCUACAGUAAAUGCCCAGCUUACGCAAGCUCAGGACACCCUCAAAGCCAAGGACAAAGAGAUGCAACAGCUGCAGGCACAGCUGAAGACAACCCAAGGGUCCUUCAACCAGGAACUGAAGAAACUGGAGACCCAAGUGUCGGAGCUGCAGGCCGCCCAGGCCAAGAAGGCGGAGGAGGAGGUGAAGCUGAAGGAGCAGCUCUCCUCCGUGUCUAGUGAGCUGAGCUCGGAGAGGAGUCGUGCUGUGGAGCUGCAGCAGAGCCUGGAGCAGCGCCAGCAGAGCCUGGCCACCCUGCAGUCCGACUGCUACGGCAAAGAGUCCGAGCUCUCCGCACUCCGCCAGGACCUCAAGGCGUCCGGUGAGAAGCUGGCGCUAGCGCAGGAGGAGCUGAAGGCCAGCCGUUCCCACCUGAGCAGCCGUGAGGCCGAGCUGCAGCAGCUGAAGAGCAGCGGAGCGACUCUGCAGCAGAAGCUCAAGGAGAGCGAGGAGAGCAGCCGCAAGCAGCACAGCACCCUGGGAGAGCUGCAGAAGAAACAGGCCCAGACGCAGGAGGAGCUGCAUAAGGAGCGUGCUCAGGUGGAGGAGCUGACAGCAGCCCAGAGCGCUCUGGAGAAGGAGAGGAGUCGCCUGGGCGCCGAGCUCAAAUCUCUGAGCGAGAAGUCCGACAAGGAGCUGAAGGAGCUGCAGGCGGCUAAGCAGAUGCUGAUCCAGGGGAAGCUGGAGCUGCAGGGCCGGGUGGAGGCGGGGCAGGCGGCGCUGGAGCAGGAGCAGCGCGAGCACCAGGCCACACGCCACGGGUUCAGCGCCAAAGAGGAGCAGCUCAAGGCCGACACGCACAAGAUCCAUGCCCAGAUGGCGGAGGAGGUGCGUGCUCGCGAGGAGCUGCAGAAGGAGAAGGAGGAGAGCGAGGUGCGGCUGGGCCUGCAGCUGUCGGCGCUGAACGAGAACGUGGCCACGCUGAAGCGCGAGUGGCAGGGCAGCCAGCGCCGCGUGGCCGAGCUGGAGAAGCAGACGGACGAGCUGCGCGGCGAGAUGGCCGUGCUCGAGGCCACCGUGCAGAACAACCAGGAUGAGAGGCGCGCCCUGCUCGAGAGGUGUGUGAAAGGCGAGGGGGAGAUGGAGAAGCUUCAGGGGAAAGUGGUGGAGAUGCGCAGGAAGCUGGACGAUACCACCGCCGCCAUGCAGGAACUCGGCCGGGAGAACCAAUCACUACAGAUCAAGCAGUCCCAGAGUUUGACCCGAAAGUGGGCAGAGGACCACGAGGUGCAGAACUGCAUGGCUUGUGGGAAAGGCUUCUCGGUCACUGUCAGAAAGCAUCACUGCAGGCACUGUGGUAACAUCUUCUGCAACGAGUGCUCCACCAAGAACGCCCUCACGCCCUCCUCCAAGAAACCUGUCCGAGUGUGUGAGACAUGCUUCGAGGAGCUCCAGGGCUGACCUUCACCCAACACACACACACACACACUCACACAACCUCCCUCCCUCACACACACACACACACACUCACACAACCUCCCUCCCUCAAACACACACACACACACUACACAAACUCACACACGCUCACUCACUCACUCACUUACACACACACACAGACACACACAGACACAUGCACACUGUGUGAACACACGCACUAGCUGAGGAGCAGAGGACUGCACUCUGCACUGAGAAGAGCUGCUGCAGAGGAAGGACACUGGAGCAGCACCAUUGAGA
Sardina pilchardus (European sardine) is the source of this 4571-nucleotide messenger RNA. It is a transcript of the gene eea1, whose product is annotated as early endosome antigen 1. Gene Ontology annotation, biological process: endocytosis. The transcript has 29 exons. The record is from RefSeq and is a predicted model, not a curated record. Lineage: Eukaryota; Metazoa; Chordata; Actinopteri; Clupeiformes; Clupeidae. Bases 111 to 4298 code for a protein of 1395 amino acids. Gene Ontology annotation, cellular component: early endosome. Gene Ontology annotation, molecular function: metal ion binding; 1-phosphatidylinositol binding.